AUGAGCUCAAUUGCGCCCGCAUUCAAGAAUGCCUACAUCAAUGGAUCUGGCUCAGAUCUAGCUGCAGUGCUCGCUCCGAUCGCGCCGCCCGGCGAUCCCAACCGCCUGCGCUCGUUUUACGAACUGUCCAACGCCGCGUCCGUCUCACUCGAUAUCCCUUACCUGCUGUUCCACGGAAAAGGUCCCAAGUUACCCAAGGCCGAGCAAAAUGCCUGGGUGGAAAUAUUCGUUGUCUACUGGGAGGCCGUGGGUGAAUUGAUCAAGUGCGAAGAUGGCAUUCGCGGAGCCAGCGUCGGCGCGCUCUUCAAUGCCUGGAAGAAAGUUGCCAAUACACUCAUCAGGGCCUACUCGGGAUCCUCCGGUCUCCCCGCUUGGACGCUUCCUUGUUUGUACACAGUCGGGAAGUAUCUGCGGAUCUUUGCGAUCAAUGCCGAUAUUGAAGCGGCGUCACAAGGCUCGGCCGUUGUCGGUUUCCAGGAGGAUAUCUCUCCCGAUGUUGAGAAGAACGCCAACCUGGAAGAAGCUGCGCGGAUCAUUAACCGCAUGUUCACCCUUUGUCUGAGCGACAGAGCCGCUCUCGAGGAAUCGCGCAAGUGGGGGAUCUACAACAUGACCAACCUUCUUUUCAAGAUUUAUUUCAAGAUCAACUCCGUUGGCCUCACAAAGAACCUUCUCCGCGCCAUCAAGGCCUCGGCAGCAGACUUGCCCCCUCCCGAGGCGUUCCCCAAAUCACACAUUGUUGCGUUUGAGUAUUACGUGGGUGUGAUUCACUUCUUGGAAGAGAACUAUGCUGAGGCUGAAGAACAUUUGACAUGGGCUUGGAGAAUGUGUCACCGUGGCGCGACGAAGAAUCGAGAACUCAUUCUUACAUACCUGAUUCCAUGUCAUCUGGUGACCACCCACACUCUUCCUAGCAAGAAGCUCCUAGCACAAUUCCCACGCCUCGAGGUGCUUUUCCGGCCUCUUUCAAAUUGCAUCCGCAAGGGAGAUUUGGCUGGAUUUGACCAGGCCAUGGCCGCGGGUGAGGAGGAAUUCGUCAAGAGACGUAUUUACUUGCCACUGGAACGCGGCCGUGACAUAACCCUGCGUAAUCUGUUCCGCAAAGUCUACCUCGCCGGUGGGUUUGAGGAGCCUAAGGAUGGCCAACCCCCGGUUCGACGGACUCGUGUUCAUGUGAAUGAAUUUGCAGCUGCCCUCCGUGUGGGGACCCCUGCAAGCGGUCGAUCUCGGGUCGACAUUGAUGAGGUGGAGUGCUUACUGGCUAACCUCAUCUACAAGGGCCUUAUGAAAGGAUACAUUGCGCGGGAACGAGGCAUCAUUGUUCUCAGCAAAGGCGGCAAUGUGUUCCCUGGCACUGGCGUCUAA
Molecule: messenger RNA, 1365 nt
Organism: Penicillium brevicompactum
Lineage: Eukaryota; Fungi; Ascomycota; Eurotiomycetes; Eurotiales; Aspergillaceae
Gene: csn12
Product: protein csn12
Exons: 5
Coding region: 1-1365 (454 amino acids)
Biological process (GO): post-transcriptional tethering of RNA polymerase II gene DNA at nuclear periphery; poly(A)+ mRNA export from nucleus; transcription elongation by RNA polymerase II
Cellular component (GO): transcription export complex 2
Molecular function (GO): double-stranded DNA binding; RNA binding
Source: RefSeq, a predicted model, not a curated record